GAGUAAGUACUUCUAUCUCUCUGGGUUACAGACUGGAUUAUGUCCUUGGGUCAAUUGCAGGACCUGAUCGCUAUCUCAACUCUGUUAAAACUACCUAGUAGUUAGUGCCAGUCUGGCGGGAAGAUAUGAUUCCUGCCGAUUUCUAUACUAUACCAUAAGUUAACCAAGGAAGCCACAGCCCGCACAGCAACUCAACUCGACUCAAGGCAAUCACCCAAACGUCCCUUCCUCCGCAACAAUGGCGCCCACGCCAUACAGUCGCUGCCCCCGGGGCGUUGCUCUUCCAUCGCAGAUAUCACUUAGCUACUACUUCUAUCAUAUGUCCGCGACAUAAAUACUCUGCAGCUUAGUCUCUGGCAACAUGGACCGUCUGCGAAGAUCCAAGUCUGCGCGCUCCGUCCGCAGAAGCCAUCACAGCUCCGUCGCCAGCGACACCCCCGAUCCUGAGAUGACCAGGCAACAUGCCACCACUGCUGCCUCGCUCGCCAUGUUGCGCUCCAAGUGUUCCUACGACGCUCUCGGCGGCCCGGGGAAUAUGGCAGUCCCGUCGAGAAGACAUCGAUACACGGGGUCACAAUCCACCGCAGGAUCCUCUCGCCCCUUGACCACCACCGACUCCAGCACACACGACGAGGACUACGCGUCCGCCGCUCUUCCGUCCAUAAAUGAGUUCCAAGGACUCGACAGCCAUGGCUGUUUUCCUGCUUCGUCCUAUAGGCGUCUGCGCAAGUCGCGGUCCAUGUUCUCUACGGGGCAGCGUUCUUCUCGCACCUCUCACGGAGCCUCUUCCCCUGCAAACGAUGCUUCGAUCGCUAGGAGCGACCAAUCCCCGCGCACUUAUCGCAACCUGCGGCGUUCAAUGUCUUUCCUCCGCGGGGAAAAGUCGGCAGCUGGCCCGUUACGACAUGUGCAGAGUCAUGAAACCGCGAUCGACUUGGCUCUCAUUCAGUUUCAACAGCAAUCAGCCGAGAGUUCUCCCCAAACGGAACAACCGUGUCUGUCUGUCCCCAAGACUCGACGAGAGCACAGGCCAUUCAGAAAAACGCUCCGUUCACACACAUCGGCUGCGGGUGCUACUGGCUCCCCGUCGGGCCAUCACGGAAAAGUGAGAUCUUUGUCGUCGUCGAUCAAGAAAGGGAUUAAAAGAGUGCUGGGUCUUGCAAGGCCAUCUGCGGGUGGGAUGGAAGGGCGAGGAGCAUCUCCAUCCUCUCAGCACAAGACACAGACGAAUAGUCACAAACCAAACGAUAGCCCACACACCCCGAAUACGACUCGUCAUGAAGCCACCUCUCGCACUCAACAAUACCCAACAGCUGGGGUCACGGAAAGCUCAGAAAGCUUGGCUACUAGCCGCUCUCGCGUGACAAGCUGGGCAGACUCAACAACUGCAAACACUAUCGUGACGGGCAACCUUGGUGGUCGAAGCCACUUGUCAGUGAUUGAAGAAAGAGCCCAUUCGGAGCAAACCCUCACAGAAAUUCCUUCCUACGAGAACAGUCCAGUCGCCGCUCGGCCUCUGAGACCAACCGGCCAGAUUGACAGCCAACGAUUGUAUUCCGCUCUGAUGAGAAGAAUCGGUGAAGGCAGAGCACCAGAGACAAGCGCAAGCAUUGCACUUGGUCAUGUCAAAGCGCAUCAUAUCGUUCCAACACCUGCUGCUUCAGUAGCUGUGCGUCAUCAUGGGCAAACAGUCCGUAAGAUCCCCAGCGACGAGUCCAUUCCGUCUACCCAAUCCUUCAUUACUGCAAAUGCCGGUACGGUGACGCCUCAGCGGUUCUCGCAGCCCUUGGCAUAUUGCUUCCCAGAGAGCCCCUGCUCUGACAGGAAUCGAUUGAGCAUGUCUGGUAUUUCUUGUGACAAGGGCACUGCAGGUCCUGGCAUGAACAAGUUUAUCGAAGGGCUCGUCCGGCGCCCAGGAACUCCCGACCAGCAAAGUCCAGCGGCCGUAUCCAACUCCCCCAGUGUAUAUUCUCGAUCCACCGGCGGCAAAUCACUCGAUGCAAAGGAUAUCCCAGACGAGCCGGGAACAGCUACGAUUUACGACACUCAACGAACUACUUACAGCUCACCAAAGCAUCAUUCGCAAACUCAAGCAGACCGAGCACCCGUUCGGCCCAGCACGGAUUGGAAGCAAUGGAUGCACACGGAGAUCGCAAAGAUUGAGAACAUCAAGCCCCUUCAAUCUCAUUAUCGCGAGCACGCGCAGAUCUACAGCGAUGAGGAUGACUUCUGCCAGGGUUCCUAUGGCUUGGUGGAGAAAUUCGAUGGCGGUGUUUUCAUCGAUGACGAGAUGUGGUCGAAUCGCAAGAUUUCUUCGACCAGCAAUUUCUCACGGCCCUUCAGUCGAUCGUCGAGUGCCCGAACAGUCGUGACUAUGCAGAAAGAGCAAGCAGACGAGCCAGUAGUUCCGCCGCCGCCUGCUAGGCCACCGUCUCCAUGCUCCAGCCACAGUUUACUCCACCAUGACCCCUUCCAUAGUCCAGUCGAGUCUCGAAGGGAUUUCGCCUCUUCACCGAUGCGCUACAUCUCAGCAAACCGCUUCCGCAUGCCCGAAUCGCCAACUCCCCGAAGAGACAAAGCUGGUGGCUUCUCUCAGAAGAUGGCAAGUGCCACGUACGGCAGACAUCCGGCCCGCGGCCCCACUGUGUCGCGGGACGUCAGGUCCCUGCAUAGUCGAUCGGGUCGGGGGUAUCGCGACCAUCAGCGACUGACCAAGGAAAAUGUGAAAGCUGAGGAGUACGAGAUCAAGGGCCAGGAUGGUUCAUCGCCGAACUCGUGUUCGCCGAUAUCGAGCAAGCGUAUGGUGGAGAUGUUCUUGGAGAGCCGACGACGCCAGGCUGGCGCGGACGGGACUGACAGCGGGGCUGUGGGGGCUUUCAUAUAGUUAUGUAGGGCUUUGGAUGCUGACAGGAUGUAAACUUGCUACCACUGGUGUCCAUCAUCUGGCGCGGCUUAACUAACGUUACUAUCGACUCCUCCUUAGAUAAGAAGCAUUUGUUUAGGGUGAGUAUGGAUAAUUAGUGGCGAUCAGUAGCG
Molecule: messenger RNA, 3036 nt
Organism: Aspergillus saccharolyticus JOP 1030-1
Lineage: Eukaryota; Fungi; Ascomycota; Eurotiomycetes; Eurotiales; Aspergillaceae
Exons: 1
Coding region: 362-2884 (840 amino acids)
Source: RefSeq, a predicted model, not a curated record